This is a messenger RNA of Leptinotarsa decemlineata (Colorado potato beetle), 633 nucleotides long. RefSeq names its product ADP-ribose pyrophosphatase, mitochondrial. Gene Ontology annotation, molecular function: ADP-ribose diphosphatase activity. NCBI's taxonomy places the organism in Eukaryota, Metazoa, Arthropoda, Insecta, Coleoptera, Chrysomelidae. The record is from RefSeq and is a predicted model, not a curated record.
ACAUUGUUAAUUAUGUUAUCGGGGAUUGUCAGAAAUUUAUGUGAAGUUGAAGUUGGCACAAAAUACUGUACUUUAUUCUUUAUCUACAGUAGGAACUCAUUGCUAAAAACAUCAAAAUUAUUGUUGGAAAGUGAAGUUAUUAUUUUUGUAUUUAGUAGCUUGCUUAAAAUAUUUAUUUUACCAAAAAAAUACCAUUAAUAUAUUUUUGAGCUGCUCUCCUAUGAUUUUGAUAAGGAUGGUUCAUUCAAAAUGUAGAAAUGGAACAUAUCCAUUUUCGGAAUUGAAAAGGGUGGUUGUUAAUGAAGAUCUUGUUAGUUGGAGUACAAAUUGGGAUGGUUAUGAUCCUCCAGAAUAUAAUUCUGAAGUUCUGUUGAACAAACCUUGGGCUGACCCACCACUUAAUGACCCUAAAUUUGAACCAAAGUGGAAUGAGUUGGAUGGAGUCAUAAAUCGUAAGAGUUAUAUGGGAAUUUACAAUAUUGUUGAUGGUAGACCACAGAAUCCUGAAGGGCGAACUGGUAUAAAAGGACGUGGGAUUCUUGGUAAAUGGGGUCCAAAUCAUGCUGCAGAUCCCAUAGUAACGAGAUGGAAAAUGGUGAAUGGAGAAAAAGAAAUUAAUACUGUCACUAAAUU